CCCAUGUAGGCCUAGCUUGCCCACAGCCUCUUUACAAUUAAAAAGGCUUGAAAGUCUGUGGCAGAAAGCAAUGUUCCUGCUAAGCUGAAAACAAUGUUUUUACGCUUUGGAAAUAUAGAUAGAUUUCUUGACCUUCAUUUGACAACCGGUCUGACAGACUGGGAUAUUAAUGAAGAAAUCAAUCUUACCACAACCACAGAUCAGUAUCAUCAAGAUGGUCAACGCAAUGAGUAUCUGAUUCAGUGGCACUAUGCAAGAAUGUCACGGAGAACGUCAACAGCUGAAAUUCCAUGUCAGUAUUCAAAGCAAUCAGAUGAAAAUGACAUUGAGCCAAAUCUGUGGCUUAUUGUAAACCCCAACUUGGUAUGCCCCAUGCAUCCAAGCAGGCUAACUCCCACUAAGGCUUAUGUGGGCACACCAAACCUAGAUCACCAAUUCAUCAACACUCACCUGCCAUAUGAGCCCCUGACUCCUGUCUCACCUGAGGUUCUGGACAAGUCUCCAAGCGACACUUUCUUCACAAGUAAACACAUGGUGUCUGACGAUGAGUCCUCUGCAGAGCUGGAGAUCUGCCGGAAGAUGAAGGUCACACGGCAGUCCCGUGUGCCAAAGGAGGGUGAGCGGGCGUGUCGGACAGGCCAGACUAGGGGCCGGGGCCGAGGCAGACCGCCACGGCGUGUGCAUAAAGACAGUGACAGUUUUGCUUUCAGAUCCUGGGCCUGGCCUCGACCUCCAGUCAAUUACUGCCUUCUCAUCGCCAUGGCCCUCGGCAGCUGUCGCACAGGAAGUCUAAAUGUACAGCAAAUCUAUAGCUUCACCAGGGAGCACUUCCCCUUCUUUCAGACUGCUCCCGACGGCUGGAAGAACACUAUCCGUCACAACCUGUGCUUCAGCACCAGCUUCAAAAAGACUCCACAGCAGGUGUCCAGUGGAGGCGAGCGCAAGUCCUGUCUCUGGCACCUGACUUCAGAUGGACGGAUGCGCCAUCGCAGUGAGAUCCAAAUGCUCUCGGAUGAUGCCAUCAAACAGCUGACGAGAAGCAUGAAAUACCCAGAUCUGAUCCAGGAACUGCUGGACCUCUGAUCAACUUCACAAACAUUUCAGGAAUAAAUGUGA
This is a messenger RNA of Alosa alosa (allis shad), 1116 nucleotides long. It is a transcript of the gene foxr1, whose product is annotated as forkhead box R1. Gene Ontology annotation, biological process: regulation of DNA-templated transcription. Lineage: Eukaryota; Metazoa; Chordata; Actinopteri; Clupeiformes; Clupeidae. Gene Ontology annotation, cellular component: nucleus. Gene Ontology annotation, molecular function: DNA-binding transcription factor activity; sequence-specific double-stranded DNA binding. The coding region runs from base 94 to 1083 and encodes 329 amino acids. The transcript is spliced from 6 exons. The record is from RefSeq and is a predicted model, not a curated record.